Molecule: messenger RNA, 1361 nt
Organism: Ctenocephalides felis (cat flea)
Lineage: Eukaryota; Metazoa; Arthropoda; Insecta; Siphonaptera; Pulicidae
Product: zinc finger protein 525-like
Exons: 1
Coding region: 71-1069 (332 amino acids)
Biological process (GO): central nervous system development; regulation of transcription by RNA polymerase II
Cellular component (GO): nucleus
Molecular function (GO): DNA-binding transcription factor activity, RNA polymerase II-specific; RNA polymerase II cis-regulatory region sequence-specific DNA binding
Source: RefSeq, a predicted model, not a curated record
AUUAGAUUAUUAUUUCGUAAGAAUAAUUUCGUAAAUAUUUAGUGAGUAUAAGCAUUAGAAAUAUUUAAAAAUGUCAGACGAAACAAUUACGUCUAUGAAUGAUCAGGUAAUUAAAAUUGAACCACCAGAAUAUUCAGCAGAAGACAUUGAAAGCAAAAAUGAUGAUGAAUUUGAUGAUCUUGAUGCUAUUGUUAAAUCUGAAUCGUGUUCUAAGGAUAAUGAUGCAUGUUUAGAAAGAUUCAUGAACUCCGAGGUGACAAUUGAAAAUGAAAUCAAACAGGAGUCUUUUGAUUGUGACAUUUGUAAUCAAUCAUUUGCAGAUUACCAUCAUCUAACAAAACACAUAGUUGAUCACAAGCCUAGUCAUAGCAAAGAACGCCUUUACAAAUGUGAAAUCUGUCAAAAGACUUUCAAUCAAUUACGUGUUUUGAAAAAUCACAUGACCAUUCACACUGUUGAGCGUCCACAUAAAUGCAGUGAAUGCAAUAAGUCAUUCACUCACUUACGCUAUCUGAAAAGUCACAUGUUCACCCAUAGUGGUGAGCGUCCCUAUGAGUGCAAUAUAUGCAAGAAGACGUUCACACUAAAAUCUUAUCUGAAAACUCACAUCCUCAUUCAUAGUGGUGAGCGUCCUCAUAAGUGCAAUAUAUGCUAUAAGACGUUUAUAACUACAAGUCAUCUGAAAGAGCACAUGCCUAUUCACAGUGAUGAGCGACACUAUGAAUGCAGUAUAUGUAAUAAGACAUUCACGCAUUCACGUAGUCUGAAAAAUCACAUGCUGAUACACAAUGAAGAACGUCCUCAUGAAUGCAAUGUAUGCAAUAGGACUUUCAGACAUUUAAAUAGUCUGAACAGACACAUGAUUAUUCACAGUGGUGAGCGCCCCCAUAAAUGCAAUAUUUGUAAUAAGGCAUUCUCACUUCCUUACCACCUGAAGAAACACAUGGUCACUCACAAUGGUGAGCGACUACAUGAGUGUAAUAUAUGCAAGAAGACCUUUACAGAAUCAGGUAAUCUGAAAAAACACAUGCUGCUACACAAGGAGAGCGCUGCUUUGAAUGCAACAUAGCAAUAGGACAUUCACGCAAUUAAGUAACUUGAAGAAUCACAUGCUGGUAUACGAAGAGAUACGUCCCCAUGCAUGCAAUAUAUGCAAAAAGGCAUUCACACAAUCCUAUAAUCUGAAACAACACAUGCUCAUUCACAGCGAUGAGCGCCCCCACCGAAUGCACUAUUUGUAACAAGACAUUCAGACAUCCGAGUAAUCUGAAAAAUCACAUGCUGAUUCAAAAUGGAGAGCGUCCUUACAAAUGUGAAAUAUGCGAUAAAGCAUUUACACAAACUACCGAUUUAAAGAGACA